Messenger RNA from Fusarium poae, 1452 nucleotides. RefSeq lists its product as uncharacterized. The transcript has a single exon. NCBI's taxonomy places the organism in Eukaryota, Fungi, Ascomycota, Sordariomycetes, Hypocreales, Nectriaceae. Bases 1 to 1452 code for a protein of 483 amino acids. The record is from RefSeq and is a predicted model, not a curated record.
AUGCCUCACUGGUUGUCUUUGCCACCAGAGAUACGCCUCGCUAUUCUUUCUCAACUAUCACGACUCAAGAAAACAGGAAUUUAUGCCUCUGUCUCCACAGAAUGGCAGUACUUCUUGGAAAAGAAGAAUUUCAGCCACCUCAAGCUUCACCCAACUUGCCUUGAGUUUCUCGAUCAGAUAUCCGAACAAAGAACGGCGCAGAUUGACCAUAUUUGGCUCAACAUAGAGCUCACAAGAUACACUUGUAGAGCUUGCCGAAAGUGGGAGUCUCUAACACAGUCCUAUGCGAACAACCAUAUCAUAGUGGCAGCGGUAUCCAGAUUGUUCUCGAUCCUCGCUAAUUGGAACCACGAAGGACGACAUCUGACAUUGGAGCUGAACACCUAUUCCCCAAGCGACUCGGUGCAUUGGUUCAAAGACUGUUAUUUCGGUGCUCCUUCUGAAGAUAAGUUCGAGGUUCCCGCCAAGCCGAGAGACUUUCAUGAUCCGGGUCACGGAUGGUGGCAUGGCCGUAUCAUCGAGUACCCCCCAGACAAGGCACUAAGCCGACCCUUUGUACCAUCCGAAAGCCUAAAUUUCGAGAGGCAGGAAGAACUUCCUUUUGUCGCGGCGGUCACAAAAUUCGUGCUUAGACGACAAUGCCGUCGUCAACUAAAGCCAUCGGCUCUAUCGCAGCUUUGGUCGAAACUUCCUCGAUUAAACGAAAUCCGAUACGAGCCGUGGCAGUUGUCUGAAGGUGCCGGGCAGUCCUGGUGGGAUUGUUUCUAUGAACAAAUGAUCAAUAACCUUCCCAAAGGGGUCAAUAAGGUCACCAUAUUCGAGGACUUCAACGAAAAUUACCUUGAAUUAUUUCAACUUGGUCGAGGGCCCGAUCCGGAUCAUAACCCAGAACGGGUUCGGCUGCCAAGCUUUGGUGUAGGGGUUGCAUUCGCUAGGAGAAGCCUAGAGCUAGAAAACCUUUCGAUCGCAUUCCUUAUCGAUGCUCGUGAUUUCUUUGAUGCGUUUGACCAGCGGUGGCGAUGGGACAGGUUAAAGUCUCUCACUUUGACCUCGCGGGCAAUGUGUAAAGACGAGCCCGGCGAGACCAACUACCUCUUGACGACAGCAGCACACGUUGCACAGAGGAUGCCCAACCUCGAGACGAUGACGCUGUGGAACGGGUCGAGAGGUGAGGCUUGUUCCUUCACCUACCGUUGCCUUCGCCACUCUCGCCGUCGACGAGACAGAUAUGCCUCAAUCACCUGGCGAGGGACAUGGGAGUUGGAGUUGAGUCCGGCACUGGAAGCGGCUUGGGGUGGAGCGAAUAUAAAAAUUGAGCAAUAUCUGUUGACAGAUGAGAUUCGCUCUCAUGGAGAUGCUAUCGAAUGCCUAGGGUUGCGUCAUGUGGUCGACGAUAUCUCCUUACAACAGAUAAUCGCAGAGAAUAAGUUUUCAAUAGAUGAUGCACUCUGA